Molecule: messenger RNA, 3609 nt
Organism: Carassius gibelio (silver crucian carp)
Lineage: Eukaryota; Metazoa; Chordata; Actinopteri; Cypriniformes; Cyprinidae
Product: 1-acyl-sn-glycerol-3-phosphate acyltransferase epsilon
Exons: 8
Coding region: 546-1574 (342 amino acids)
Cellular component (GO): mitochondrion; endomembrane system
Molecular function (GO): acyltransferase activity
Source: RefSeq, a predicted model, not a curated record
AAUCAGCGUGCACAAUACAAGCAUGUGACUGAUGACAAUACUGAAACAUGGAGGCUUUGUAUAUCGAGUAGCGAGAAAUGUGGCCGGUUGGUUUCCAUGCUAAGAUCAACUUGGGUGUCCUAUGAAGGGGUUUAGUAAGUGAAUUACCGCUAACGUUACUUCUAGUCAUUUUUUUUUUAAGUCAGAGUAUAGUUUGCGUAAGGUGUAGCAGCAAGUUUACGUCGGUUUUAUCUUGAAGUUUCGUGCAGUUUGCCUUAUUAGACGAGUUACAGUUAAUUAAAUGCGCUACAUAAACAGGGAUGUCAUGCUUUAAACCUCGAGAAAAUUUCCGGAAGACAAGCAGCGUGAAAUUUUACAUUAACUUUUUUUUCCUCCUUGACCGAAAUUAUUCACACAGUUAUUGUGUGAUUUUAUAAUUUAAAUCGACUCGAUUGGGCGAAAAGAUCGAUGCAUUUCAGGCAGGGUAACUGAGGACACUAACUUAAUUUGAGUUGCAGCUGAAUAGGGAUCAGAUUCGCUCGAGUCAUUUGGGUUUUCCAGUCAAAAUGCUGCUGUCUCUGGUCGUGCACACGUACUCGUUGCGGUACUGGCUUCCAGCGGCGGUGAUGAUAGGCACUGCUCCUGCUUAUCUGCUGUCCUGGAGCGCCUGGCGGCUACUGUCCACUGUACUACCGUCCAAUCUCUAUCACACUGUGGAUGACUGUGUAUAUUCAGCGUAUCAGAGUAUGGUCUUGUUCUUCUUCGAGAAUUACACAGGAGUGGAGACUGUCAUUUAUGGGGACAUACCAGAGAAGAAGGAGAAUGUGGUUUACCUGUCAAACCAUCAAUCCACAGCUGAUUGGAUCAUUGCCGACAUGUUAGCGAUUCGACAAAAUGCACUUGGACACGUUAGAUAUGUCCUGAAAGAUGGUCUGAAGUGGCUUCCUUUGUAUGGAUGGUAUUUCUCACAGCAUGGAGGUGUGUAUGUGAAGAGAAGUGCCAACUUUGAUGAGAAAGCCAUGAAAAAGAAAUUAUCUUCUCAGACAAAACUGGGUACACCUAUGUAUCUUGUCAUCUUUCCAGAGGGAACCCGCUACAACCCUGAGCUCCAGAAAGUGAUCAAUGACAGCCAGGCUUUUGCUGCUAAAGAAGGACUUGCUGUGCUGAAGCACGUUUUAACUCCAAGAAUGAAAGCAUCACACGUUGCCAUUGAGACUAUGAAGGAACACCUGGAUGCUGUAUAUGACAUAACCAUUGCAUAUGAGGGAAAACUUACAGCAGCUGGCCAGAGACAUCCAGCUCCUACAAUGCCAGAGUUUUUGUGCAAGGAAUGCCCCAGGGUGCACAUCCACUUCAACCGCUUGGACGUGAGGGAAAUUCCGGUGGAGCCAGUGUUCUUCAGAAGAUGGCUACAUGAAAGAUUUGAAAUCAAGGACAAGAAGCUUGUGUUGGGGAGGAUUCAGUGUCUGUUGAGACACAUGUCAAUGUGUUAUAAAGUGAGUAUCAGAAACACAUCCAGACACAUGGACUGUCAAAGACGACACAACAGGAACAUGCCCCUGGAGACACUGAGAAAGCACAGAAGGAAUGCCUGAGGAGGAUGUGCUCAAAAAAUACACAUACUUAAGGACACCUGCUGGAGUGAGUGUAGUAAAGAAAAAAAACUCAACUGUAAAAUAUCUUGUUUUAAAUCUUUUCAGGUAAUAUUCUUCUGUACCUUUUUAGCCCAUCUGUUAAAAAAUUAAAGCAAUAGUUUUAGAAAACAAUGUAAGAUUUAUCAGUGUAUACAAGAACGUGAAAUGCAUGGUAUAUUGUGAACCUUAAGGGGCGGUCACACUAGACUUUGAACAUGCGAAAUUAUUCCGGACCACGCUGUGAAUAUGGGCGGGAGCAAGAUAUAACGGUUUCCCCUCAGUUAUCACAACAUGGAUUAAUAUGUGCUUGUACUGUGUCUUUUGCGACGGCGUCGAAAGAGUCUUAUUAUAUUGUACUCCAUGUAUCUCUCUCCCUAAGCAAUAAAAAAUUAUAAAACAUGUCCUCAUUCAAAUGUACCAUCUGUUUCCACUGACACUGCGAACCAUGCAGCUUCUUUUUUAUUUUAUUUUUUAUAGUAUUUAAAUAUGUAUUAUAUAAAAUUACAUAUUUAGCUGCGGCUAAAGUUAUAUAGCGCUUCCUUCAUUUUUGAAUUUCUGAACAGAGAGGUCACACAGUGACGUAUCGGUCUUCUACUGGUCCCACAUCUUCACGUGAUGCGAAUUCGCAGGUCAGAGUUCAGCAAACUUGAACUUUCGAACGCAGCGAAAUGCGAAAUUUUUCGCAUGAGCUUGCGUUUCCGGUCUGACGCAUUUGCAUGCGAAUGAAUGGAAGUCAAUGGAACGAAAAGUGCAGUGUGACCGCCCCAUUAUACAUUAGCUUCUGAUUGUUUCUGCAGUUCUGCAGUGUAUGUACACCGUCUGAGCCAAAGAGCAUGCAACAGAAUCUGAUGAAUCUGAAAAGUGUUUUAUUUUUUCUCUUUAUUUUUAUUGUUAUUAUUGUUAUUCUUUUUAUUUAUUUAUUUUAUGAAAGGGGACCCAGUUAUACCUUUCCUACCAAACACCUGAUGGAUACUGACUGUAAAAUGUCAAUCAUAGUUCGAGAGCUCAGUGUGGUGACAGAAGAUGGAACACACCCGAGAAAGACACCUGAGUUUCCUUCAAAGGCACAUUGUCAACAUUAGGAGAUGGAGACAAGCACUGUCAGUAACUUUACUCUGAAUGAUUUGCCUCUUGUAUUAGAUCCUCAUGCCUUGACUGUACCAUUGCCCAAAGUGCACUCGAAGGACAUUCACUCUUUUGAAGUUAAUCCAACAUGUUGGAGUGGUACAUGCACAUUAACCAAAUAUCUUGCUCUAUUCUUUUUCUAAUUUAUCUGUUUUCUUUUUAUUUAUAAUAUUAUUUAAAAAGCCCUUGCUACGUGUACGGUGUUAACCUAACUGAGACUUUUAUAGCUCUUAUAUAUCAUUGCUCUUUUUGUUGUUUUUGAUUGCUUCAACUCUUUCCUCAUUUGUAGGUCGAUUUGAAUAAAAGCGUCUGCUAAAUGAAUAAAUGUAGAUGUAAAUAUUAGAAUAACCUGUAGUAUAGAUGAGUGCCAGUCAACUUUUUGGUGAUUCCAUUCUUUUAGAAACCAUGCACAGGAAUUAUGUACUUUUGGUACUCAGUGAAGAGUCAGUAGUACAGUUGUAUUAUAAUAUAAUGGAGAAGGGUCUGGCUGCAGACUUGCACUCUCAGACACUCGCGCUUCUUUUUUUAUUGGAUAUUUUAUUCUACUUAUUGGUUACUUGUUUGAAUCUCUCAACAUUUGUUUUUCUCUUGUGUAGGUAUGGUUGACUGGAAGUCUGUCAGUCCAGAUGUGAGGAAGACAUACAGAGUGGAACUGGAGCUCAGCAGAUCUGUGAUGGCUGUAAAUUCUGUGGUCUUGGAAAGAAGGGCACCUUCACAGCUUUCUAUUCAGACAAACAGUUUGCUGGAUUCUGUUCUAUGGACUGCUACUACAGAAUGAAUUAAUGAAUGAGUGGUUUAUCUAUCUAUAUAUAUCUUUUUACUUGAAUUGGUGACUGAAACUGAAAGCUAAAUAAAUGUUUUAGUGGAUAAA